Leopardus geoffroyi (Geoffroy's cat) is the source of this 3535-nucleotide messenger RNA. RefSeq names its product kelch like family member 12 (gene KLHL12). Gene Ontology annotation, molecular function: protein binding. The transcript has 12 exons. The record is from RefSeq and is a predicted model, not a curated record. The coding region runs from base 78 to 2126 and encodes 682 amino acids. Lineage: Eukaryota; Metazoa; Chordata; Mammalia; Carnivora; Felidae.
GCUAGAAGCAAAAUUCCUAAACUGAACACUCAGCACCCAGGAGCUGGUGAAAAGUCAGCAAAACAGCAACAGGGGAGAUGAUGACUCCUGGGACUUCUAAUACGACCCUUUGCAAUUUCCCUCACAACGUCCAGCGUCUAGGGACAAGUUCCUUCCACUUGAUUGUCCUGAAGUGCACGAAGCGGAGGAGAACCGCCUCGAGGGUGAUGAUAGGCCCCAUUAUGAUGCAGAGAAUGUUGAGGUGUGUGGAGCCCAGGACUCAGAGGAUUCUCCCCACAGCGAUGGUCCGCUGGAAAAGGCCAUUGUGGGCGAUAGACGUGAAGAAAUGUGAAGCCCCCGCGGGUUUUCUCGAUGUGAGAGGGUUCCUGAAUACCUGGCAGAAUCCAAGGACCCCUUUCGUUCUUUCUCCACAUUGCUUGAUGGGAGGCAUUAUGGCCCCCAAAGACAUAAUGACAAAUACUCAUGCUAAAUCCAUCCUCAAUUCAAUGAACUCCCUCCGGAAGAGCAAUACCCUCUGCGAUGUGACACUGAGAGUGGAGCAGAAAGACUUCCCUGCCCAUCGGAUUGUGUUGGCCGCCUGUAGCGAUUACUUCUGUGCCAUGUUCACUAGUGAGCUUUCAGAGAAGGGGAAACCUUAUGUUGAUAUUCAAGGUUUAACUGCUUCUACCAUGGAGAUUCUGUUGGACUUCGUGUACACUGAAACUGUACAUGUGACGGUGGAGAAUGUACAAGAACUGCUUCCUGCAGCCUGUCUGCUUCAGCUGAAAGGUGUGAAGCAAGCCUGCUGUGAGUUCUUAGAAAGUCAGUUGGACCCCUCUAAUUGCCUGGGUAUCAGGGAUUUUGCUGAAACUCACAAUUGUGUUGACCUGAUGCAAGCAGCUGAGGUUUUUAGUCAGAAGCAUUUUCCGGAAGUGGUACAGCAUGAAGAAUUCAUUCUUCUAAGUCAAGGAGAAGUGGAAAAGCUAAUCAAGUGCGAUGAAAUUCAGGUGGAUUCUGAGGAGCCAGUCUUUGAAGCUGUCAUCAACUGGGUGAAGCACGCCAAAAAGGAGCGAGAAGAAUCCUUACCUGACCUGCUGCAGUACGUCCGGAUGCCCCUGCUGACCCCCAGGUACAUCACAGACGUCAUAGAUGCUGAGCCUUUCAUCCGCUGUAGUUUACAGUGCAGGGAUCUAGUUGAUGAAGCAAAGAAGUUUCAUCUGAGACCUGAACUGCGAAGUCAGAUGCAGGGACCCAGGACGAGGGCUCGUCUAGGAGCCAAUGAAGUGCUUCUGGUGGUUGGGGGCUUCGGAAGCCAGCAGUCUCCCAUCGACGUGGUAGAGAAAUAUGACCCCAAGACUCAGGAGUGGAGCUUUUUGCCAAGCAUCACUCGUAAGAGACGUUAUGUGGCCUCAGUGUCCCUACAUGACCGGAUCUAUGUAAUUGGUGGCUAUGAUGGCCGUUCCCGCCUUAGUUCGGUGGAAUGUCUAGACUACACAGCAGAUGAGGAUGGGGUCUGGUAUUCUGUAGCCCCUAUGAAUGUCCGACGAGGCCUUGCUGGAGCCACCACCCUAGGAGAUAUGAUCUACGUGUCUGGAGGCUUUGAUGGAAGUAGGCGUCAUACCAGUAUGGAGCGGUAUGACCCAAACAUUGACCAGUGGAGCAUGCUGGGAGAUAUGCAAACCGCCCGGGAGGGUGCUGGACUAGUUGUGGCCAGUGGAGUGAUCUACUGCCUAGGAGGAUAUGAUGGCUUGAAUAUUUUAAAUUCAGUUGAGAAAUAUGAUCCCCACACUGGACAUUGGACUAAUGUUACACCAAUGGCCACUAAGCGCUCUGGUGCAGGAGUAGCCCUGCUGAAUGACCAUAUUUAUGUGGUGGGGGGAUUUGAUGGUACAGCCCACCUUUCUUCUGUUGAAGCAUACAACAUUCGCACCGAUUCCUGGACAACUGUCACUAGUAUGACCACUCCACGAUGCUAUGUAGGGGCCACAGUGCUUCGCGGGAGACUUUAUGCUAUUGCGGGAUACGAUGGGAAUUCCCUGCUGAGUAGCAUCGAGUGCUAUGACCCUAUCAUCGACAGUUGGGAAGUAGUGACAUCCAUGGGAACCCAGCGCUGUGAUGCUGGCGUGUGUGUUCUUCGAGAGAAGUGACCAUUGUUGGAGCACCAUCCAGAGCUAGUGACCAGUCCAAGGGACAGUUUACAGGAGCGUCAAGGAUCCUUUCCAGAAUAUCUAUUUCUCACCGUGUGCACAGGGUGAUUACAAGCACCAGUGUGGUGAUGAUUGUACUUGUUUGACACACACUCCACUUUGUGCUGGUAGUUCUCUCUGAGGAGGGUGGGUAACAGACACUCAAGGGAAGACAAUGCACACUGAAUGGAUCUGAGAGGCCAGACCAUCUCUCCUUGUCCAGAGAGCACUGUCAUGUGCUUGGGAGAAUCCAUAUAUAUGUUGUGCCUCGUGUAUUGCAGAGAAUUAAGGUGAGUAUGACCUACUAGAUGUGGACAGUAUCCAGCGUAUGAUUGGAAGGAUACCAACUUGAGUAAGCUGGGUAAAAUCCAAGUCUUGUUUUCCAGGAAUAAAUAUCUUUCCUAGUCUGCAGGUAACUAGGGGCAACACAGUUCCAUUCUGGAGGAUAAUAGAGGGGAAAGCCCCCUAUCAAAACUUGGGGGGGCUUGGGGAGAGACCUGGCAUUGCCUUAAGGGACAAGGUUGGUGUAUCAGAACUGGGUUUAGAAUAAGGGAAGUAAACAGAAUUUGAUGGAAUGUGAGUAAACCUAGAACACCGCUGAGGUAUAACCUGGAAGACUUAAAAGGGUGUGUUAUUGGAAGGAUCUUUUAAUUUCCCCAUGAUCUUUCUGGGUGCGCAUCUUGGCAUUGACAGAGUAAGAAUGAACAAAUGUUGGGAUGAGCAGAGAUGGAAUAAAGGUGGGAGUUUGGUAUGCCUGGGAACAAACUAGAAGUACCUGUGAUUUUACAAUCGUCUUAUUUCCCGCCAGGGCUCAUCUCUCCAUGGCAAGGUUUGCCUUGAGUCGGUGAGACACUGUCUGUGUUGAAUCAAAUACUACUACACUAUUAUAGUUCAUUACUAUUUAUUUGGGGGUGGGGUGAGGGUGGCAGCAGCGUAGAAAUUCAGCUACCUGAUUACUGCCCUGUUCUUUUAAGGGCACACUUCUGCUAAGGAGUGGUUUUUACUGCUGUGUUUGGUACAAUUAGUCCUUUUCCUACUAUGAGGUUCCCUGACCUGUCCUUAGAGUGGAUUUUAUUCUUCCUGGGACAGAAUAAUCAAGGCAACCAAAACUCUUUUGCUAGUUCCAGUACUCGCUGCCACCAUUUCUGAAUUUCUGAGCUACUAUUCAAGGCUCCCCUGUGUUAUGGAGUGAAAUUCUUGGCUUUGGGGGUAUUGGGAGUGUGGGGAUGUGGUAACCUAAACAAGGAUGCACUUUCCCUUUAUUCUAAAAUUCCAUCUUUUUCCUCUUUCCCUGAGUUGUAUUGGUGUAAAGAGUUCAUUUCCUUUGUAUUUUUUUAAGAAAAUAUUAAAAAUCAGUGGUCUCAAGUGCC